AUGGGCAAAGACUACUACAGAGUUCUCGGUGUCGACAGAAGUGCUGGAAAUCAGGAAAUAAAAAAAGCGUACCGGAAACAAGCUCUUCGGUGGCAUCCUGAUAAAAAUCCUGAUAAUCGCGAAACUGCAGAACAUAAAUUUAGAGAUAUAGCAGAAGCGUUUGAUGUAUUGAGUGACCCUAAGAAGAAGCAAAUAUAUGAUCAGUUCGGAGAGGAGGGAUUGAAGGAUGGCGGGCCAGGCUGUGGAUUCGGACCCGGUGGCAU
Perkinsus marinus ATCC 50983 is the source of this 263-nucleotide messenger RNA. RefSeq names its product heat shock protein DnaJ, putative. The annotation marks the transcript as partial. The record is from RefSeq and is a predicted model, not a curated record. Gene Ontology annotation, molecular function: Hsp70 protein binding. The transcript has 4 exons. Lineage: Eukaryota; Perkinsozoa; Perkinsida; Perkinsidae.